Molecule: messenger RNA, 767 nt
Organism: Rhinichthys klamathensis goyatoka
Lineage: Eukaryota; Metazoa; Chordata; Actinopteri; Cypriniformes; Leuciscidae
Exons: 6
Coding region: 1-681 (226 amino acids)
Source: RefSeq, a predicted model, not a curated record
AUGCAGGAGAGUGAAGAGGAAGAGAGUGUUCUCCUUACUAUGUCAGUUCCAACAGUUGGUAACCGGUUCCUGCUGCCUGCUGCUGGUCAGUCUAAGCCACUGUGUUUUGACGUUCCUGCUCCUCAGAAACUCAGACUGCUACAGGAUUCUGCUUCAGAGUUCUCUAUGAAUGGACAAUUCAUGACUAGACGACAGGGAUUCAUUCAAAUUGCCUUUCAUUACAAAACAAACCAUCACCUGACAAUAAACACAAGAUCUAUCAGAUACCAAGAUGGCCAGAAUCAUUUUGAGUUUUUGUGGGACCAGGAACCUACUCAACACAAUACAGAGGGCGUGUCACUGAUAUUACGAAGAAAUGAAAUGGACGUUACCAUGGGAAACAUACGUGUUGUUAUUCUUCUUCACAAGGAAAAUGGUGAAGUGUUUCUGUGGCCUGCUGUUCGGCAACAGCCAAAAGAUGUCAGUUUGAGGGGCAUUUUAGAAAAAUCUGAGGCUUCAUAUGAGGAGGUUCGAGGAUCACAAACACCAACUCUAAAGAUAAUGGACCAGGAAGUGAAGGCGAGCUUGGAGGAUGUCACAGACUACACACUUCCUUCAACUCCGGUUAUCAGAUGUUGGCUUGUCCCGUUCCAGGCUGUGAUGCAGGGAGACAUUUCUGAUUUAACCGUCACUCAGCUGUAGAGUUCAAUAUGGGCAAUUUAUAAACUGGGACAGAACAUAUUUGUAAAACACUUGCUUAUGUUUGUAUUAAGAAUAUUUUUCAGUCA